This is a messenger RNA of Diceros bicornis minor, 1883 nucleotides long. RefSeq names its product T-box transcription factor 20 (gene TBX20). Gene Ontology annotation, cellular component: nucleus. NCBI's taxonomy places the organism in Eukaryota, Metazoa, Chordata, Mammalia, Perissodactyla, Rhinocerotidae. Bases 475 to 1824 code for a protein of 449 amino acids. Gene Ontology annotation, biological process: vasculogenesis; positive regulation of DNA-templated transcription; regulation of transcription by RNA polymerase II. The transcript is spliced from 8 exons. Gene Ontology annotation, molecular function: RNA polymerase II cis-regulatory region sequence-specific DNA binding; DNA-binding transcription factor activity, RNA polymerase II-specific. The record is from RefSeq and is a predicted model, not a curated record.
UUGCUGGGCUCCCGGGUGUCCGGCUCCUCUCAGCGGCGCUUGGCCAGUCGCCACCUCUCUGCAGCUUGGGUUGCUUCGGCUGUCCCCAGCGGGGGGAGGGAGGAAGGACGCGGAGGGGGUGCUGCAGGACCCCUGGGCUUUGCGCAGCUGAUGCUCGUCUCCAGCUUCCGGCGGCGCAACCUGUGGUCGUGCGGAGCGCCGCGGUGCUUGCGCACCCGGUUGAGCCCGCAGUUGGUCCUCUCCCGUCCUCUCCGGCUAGUUCGAAGUCUCUGCGGCUCGAGGGCUUUGCGGUGGGGGAGAGGAGAGGCCACUGUGGAGCUCUCGGGAGGUUGGGGCUGACUCAUCUGGAGUCCCCGGCUCUGCUGUGAUUGCACUUGGAAACUUUGCGCUGUGUUUCGGUCUUUGUCUCCCUUGGGGAAGCUGGACGGUAGUUCGGCAGGCCCCGUCUCUGGACAGGACUGCGCACUGGGGGCCAUGGAGUUCACGGCGUCGCCCAAGCCCCAGCUCUCCUCCCGGGCCAACGCCUUCUCCAUCGCUGCGCUCAUGUCCAGCGGCGGCUCCAAGGAGAAGGAGGCCACGGAGAACACCAUCAAACCCCUGGAACAAUUUGUGGAGAAGUCAUCCUGCGCCCAGCCCCUGGGCGAGCUGACCAGCCUGGAUGCUCACGGGGAGUUUGGUGGCAGCAGUGGCGGCAGUAGCAGCCCAGCCUCCUCUUCUCUGUGCACUGAACCGCUGAUCCCCACUACCCCCAUCAUCCCCAGCGAGGAAAUGGCCAAAAUUGCCUGCAGCCUGGAGACCAAGGAGCUCUGGGACAAAUUCCACGAGUUGGGCACAGAGAUGAUCAUCACCAAGUCUGGCAGGAGGAUGUUUCCUACAAUCCGGGUGUCGUUUUCGGGCGUGGAUCCUGAGGCCAAGUACAUAGUCCUGAUGGACAUCGUCCCCGUGGACAACAAGAGGUACCGCUACGCCUACCACCGGUCCUCCUGGCUGGUGGCCGGCAAGGCAGACCCGCCGCUGCCAGCCAGGCUGUAUGUACACCCAGACUCUCCUUUUACUGGCGAGCAGCUACUCAAACAGAUGGUGUCUUUUGAAAAGGUGAAACUCACCAACAAUGAACUGGAUCAACAUGGCCAUAUAAUUUUGAACUCAAUGCAUAAGUACCAGCCACGGGUGCACAUCAUUAAGAAGAAAGACCACACGGCCUCAUUGCUCAAUCUGAAGUCUGAAGAAUUCAGAACAUUCAUCUUUCCAGAGACAGUUUUUACGGCAGUCACUGCCUACCAGAAUCAACUGAUAACCAAGCUGAAAAUAGACAGCAACCCUUUUGCCAAAGGAUUCCGGGACUCCUCCAGGCUCACUGACAUUGAGAGGGAAAGUGUGGAGAGCCUGAUUCAAAAGCAUUCCUAUGCCCGCUCACCCAUCCGCACCUAUGGAGGAGAAGAGGAUGUGCUGGGGGAUGAGGUUCAGACAACACAAAAUCGAGGGUCAGCCUUUACAACAUCUGAUAAUUUGUCUCUCAGCUCCUGGGUAUCAUCUUCAUCCAGUUUUCCUGGAUUUCAGCACCCACAGUCCCUGACUGCUCUUGGCACCAGCACAGCAUCCAUAGCAACACCCAUUCCUCACCCCAUACAGGGUUCUCUGCCACCAUAUAGCCGACUUGGGAUGCCUCUGACCCCAUCAGCCAUUGCCAGCUCCAUGCAGGGGAGUGGCCCGACAUUCCCCUCAUUCCACAUGCCCCGGUACCAUCACUACUUUCAGCAGGGGCCCUAUGCUGCUAUCCAAGGACUGCGCCAUUCCUCUGCUGUGAUGACACCAUUUGUAUGACUCUUCUAAAAACAGGAGGAUCCAAAUCCAGAAUGUGCAAAUGGGUAUGGAAAUAUAGG